UCGCCCUCCGUGCUGUGCUGUCGCUACCCGCUGCCCCCUUGCCGCCCACCAUGGCGCUGCUGCACUCCAGCCGCGUCCUCUCCGGCGUCGCCGCCUUCCACCCGGGCCUUGCCGCCGUAGCCUCCGCCAGGGCCAGCUCCUGGUGGACCCAUGUGGAAAUGGGACCUCCAGAUCCCAUCCUGGGAGUCACUGAAGCCUACAAGAGAGACACCAACAGCAAAAAGAUGAACCUGGGCGUUGGUGCCUACCGCGACGACAACGGAAAGCCCUACGUGCUCCCUAGUAUGAGGAAGGCGGAGGCCCAGAUUGCUGCAAAAAAUGUGGACAAGGAAUACCUGCCCAUCGGGGGUCUGGCUGAAUUUUGUAAGGCAUCUGCAGAACUAGCCCUGGGGGAGAACAACGAGGUGUUGAAAAGUGGCCGGUCUGUCACCGUGCAGACCAUUUCCGGAACGGGGGCCUUAAGGAUUGGAGCCAGCUUCCUGCAAAGAUUUUUUAAGUUCAGCCGAGAUGUCUACCUGCCCAAGCCGUCCUGGGGAAAUCACACCCCUAUCUUCAGGGAUGCUGGCAUGCAGCUACAAGGUUAUCGUUACUACGACCCCAAGACUUGCGGGUUUGACUUCACUGGUGCUGUAGAGGACAUUUCAAAAAUACCAGAGCAAAGCGUUAUUCUCCUCCAUGCCUGUGCCCACAAUCCCACGGGAGUGGACCCUCGCCAAGAACAAUGGAAGGAAAUAGCAUCAUUGGUGAAGAAAAGGAAUCUCUUUGCCUUCUUUGACAUGGCCUACCAAGGCUUCGCCAGCGGUGAUGGGGACAGGGAUGCCUGGGCCGUGCGCCACUUCAUUGAACAGGGCAUUAACGUUUGCCUGUGCCAGUCAUAUGCCAAGAACAUGGGCUUGUAUGGAGAGCGUGUGGGAGCCUUCAGCAUGAUCUGCAAGGAUGCGGAUGAAGCCAAACGGGUCGAGUCCCAGUUGAAGAUCUUGAUCCGUCCCAUGUAUUCCAACCCUCCUCUCAACGGCGCCCUUGCCUCUACCAUUCUCACUUCCCCGGAUUUGCGAAAGCAAUGGUUGCAGGAAGUGAAAGGCAUGGCCGACCGCAUCAUUAGCAUGCGCACGCAGCUGGUCUCCAACCUCAAGAAGGAAGGUUCCUCUCACAACUGGCAGCACAUCACCGACCAGAUUGGAAUGUUUUGUUUCACAGGCCUAAAGCCAGAGCAGGUAGAGCAGUUAACCAAGGAGUUCUCAAUCUACAUGACGAAGGACGGCCGCAUCUCAGUGGCAGGGGUCACCUCUGGCAAUGUGGGCUAUUUGGCCCAUGCCAUUCAUCAGGUUACAAAGUAAUCUCCAGAUGCAAGGAGCAGAGACAACCUUUCGAUCUUGGCCUCUGCUGUUGUGAGAGUCACGUGCAGGCUGAGGGAGGGUGGAUGGUGGGGAGUGGAUCGAUUCUUUCAUCAACAGUGUAUACCAUUCAACAGUUGAAUGUGUUUCUCCGAAAAAAAAAGCAUAGUGAAAUAAGGCAGAGACCUGGUGGCUGGUCUGGAGCUUUGUGGCUGUAAACCAAACUCUCCCCCAUUCUUUUGUCUCCAACUUUUCUAAAAGAGUUUACACAUGCAAGAAAGUCAGCACCAAAAAAACUGUAUUCAGGACAUUGCAAUAUUUCAGAAGCUUUAACUGAAGCGCCAUGUGGUUUUAGGGUUCCCUCUGUGGCCCCAGCAGGAGGCACAGCUCGUAUUAGCCAUACGAGAGAGAAGACCCAGCCUGUCACUAACGGUCGUUAAUGCACAUUUGUCCUCCGUGGUGCAGCAGGCACAUCGACAGACCAAACUACAAAAUUACACUUUACGAAAACCAAUGAGUGUGUUACCCCUGCUGCAGCAAGGAAAGCAAUAGAUGCUGCUUCCUGUCUUAUGUAAGAAAAGGAGAGAGAAGGCUCUCCUCUUUAUCAUUGUUGUACUUUAGUCAUGAAGACCUAUUACAUCUAGCCAGAUUUUCACCCCAUUCUACUGUGAUUGACCAUCAACCCCGUCCUAUCAGGAUUUAUUUAAGAAUAAAAACCAUAAUUCUCUGCUCAUGCCAUUCCUUCUCCUUUCUUAGUGAAGAAUAGUGGAGAGUAGGUAACUGCACUGCGCUGCAGGGUCUGCUUCAGUGGCAGUGUCACUGUCCCUGCCAGCCAGACCACUCCCUUCCCCAGUGCAUGCGGCUCACCGCCGCUCCCUCCACUCGCCGCUGGGCAGUCAGGGCAGCAUCAGGAAGGAAGAUCACCACCAUCUGCUCUAAUCAUGUAGACUUACUGCAGCCUGGUUUCUCUGUUACAAUAAAAUUAUUGUAGACCC
This is a messenger RNA of Octodon degus (degu), 2329 nucleotides long. Its product is annotated as aspartate aminotransferase, mitochondrial-like. Gene Ontology annotation, molecular function: pyridoxal phosphate binding; L-aspartate:2-oxoglutarate transaminase activity. Gene Ontology annotation, cellular component: mitochondrion. The record is from RefSeq and is a predicted model, not a curated record. Lineage: Eukaryota; Metazoa; Chordata; Mammalia; Rodentia; Octodontidae. Gene Ontology annotation, biological process: L-aspartate catabolic process; biosynthetic process.